AAUAGGAAAAUGGGCAUAACCAAUUGGUUCCAAGAGAAAGUCACUGAUCCCCUUCUCUCCGUUGUUCGCAGAGGAGCUGAUCCAAAGCAGUUAGCUUUCUCUGCUGCUCUUGGUAUUACAUUUGGAGUAUUUCCUAUAUGUGGAGUCACUGUACUCCUUUGUGGGAUGGCUAUUGCAUUGCUUGGAUCACUUUGCCAUGCUCCAACUGUGAUGCUUGGAAACUUUAUUGCUACUCCAAUAGAGUUGAGUUUGGUUGUCCCCUUUUUACGCUUAGGUGAAGCUAUUUUUGGUGGAUCACAUUUCCCUUUAACAUCUGAUGCUUUAAAGAAAGUUCUUACUGGUCAAGCGUCACGUGAAGUUAUAUUGAGUGUUGUCCAUGCGUUAAUAGGGUGGUUGGUCGCAUCACCUUUUAUUUUGGGAGUUCUAUACGUAAUGCUUUUGCCAUGCUUCAAAAUUCUGAUUCGUAAAUUCUCAAGUUCAGAAGGAAGGUUGAAGGCACUUCCGGAGGAAGAGGGAAUAAUAGCCACACGCACCUUAGACAUGGAUCUAUAA
This is a messenger RNA of Abrus precatorius (Indian licorice), 552 nucleotides long. RefSeq lists its product as uncharacterized. The record is from RefSeq and is a predicted model, not a curated record. Gene Ontology annotation, cellular component: intracellular membrane-bounded organelle. The coding region runs from base 10 to 552 and encodes 180 amino acids. Lineage: Eukaryota; Viridiplantae; Streptophyta; Magnoliopsida; Fabales; Fabaceae. The transcript is spliced from 6 exons.